Gossypium raimondii (Peruvian cotton) is the source of this 2220-nucleotide messenger RNA. RefSeq lists its product as uncharacterized. Lineage: Eukaryota; Viridiplantae; Streptophyta; Magnoliopsida; Malvales; Malvaceae. Bases 1 to 2220 code for a protein of 739 amino acids. The transcript is spliced from 3 exons. The record is from RefSeq and is a predicted model, not a curated record.
AUGGUGUCUGAUCGAUUAACUUUACAAAUGAUGGAAAAGAAGCCUACAGAGACUUUUAGGCAGUAUGCACAAAGAUUGAGGGAUAUCUCGGCUCAGGUAGAACCUCCGUUAACUAAGACGGAGAUAACGGUCCUCUUUAUCAACACUCUGAAUGCGCCAUUUUACGAUAAGUUGGUGGGGAGUGCCACAAAAGACUUUGCAGAUAUUGUUAUAUCUGGGGAGCUUAUUGAAAAUGCCGUCAAAAGCGGGAGAAUGGAGGGCCCUGAGAGUUCGAAGAGGGCAGUACCCGUAAAGAAAAAAGAGGCAGAGGCCCAUAUGGCACCUCCGUCUUACCCCGUUUAUGCUGUGAAUAACCAAAGACCAUUCACCGUGUUCCCACCAAAUACCAUGCCUACACAAAGCCAACCCAAAAAUGAACAAAGACCAGCAAGACCCAAUCCUGAAAGACCUCAGUUUACUCCAAUUCCUGUAUCAUAUGGAGAAUUAUACCCGAAGCUGUUGGAAAAACAAUUAAUAUCCCCAUAUUACAUGGUACCCCUGAAGCCCCCUUACCCGAAGUGGUAUGAUCCUAACGCUAAUUAUGUGUAUCACGCUGGAAAUCAAGGGCAUUCUACAGAAAACUGCAUUGUCUUUAAAAUGAGGGUUCAGGGUCUCAUUGAUGCUGGUAUUCUGCGAUUCGAUGGUGUUAGCAAUGUGACGGGAAAUCCUCUUCCUAACCAUACUGGCGGGAAUGUGAAUGCGGUGACAAAUGAAGACAAUUGGCAAGCCAAAGGUUAUGUUGCCGAAGUAAGGACACUUUUGCGGAAGGUGUGGGAGAUGAUGAUUGAAAAUGGCUUGCUCUGCCCGCCUAGUAAGAUUCUCAAAGAAGAAAGUACAAAAGAUCAGAAUUUCUGUGAUUUUCAUGGCGUCAAAGGGCAUGACAUCCAAUCUUGUAAGGAAUUUAGAAAAUUACUUCAGGACAUGAUGGAUAACAAGGAGGUCAAAGUCUUUGAUAGUGUGGAAGGGGCCGAAGAAGGAGAAAUAUGUGUCUCUGAUAAUCAAUUGAUGGCUUCCCCUUAUAGCGUCGAUAGACCUUUGGUGAUUUAUUACGAGGCAAAAAAAGAAGAAGUUAGUCGAGAAGUUAAACCGAGUUUGAUAAUAGAAGUACCUGCUCCUUUCUCUUACAAUGACAACAAGGCAGUACCGUGGAAGUAUGAUGUCAAUAUCGUUGUGCCUGAAGGUGAAAAGUCAAAGGUUAUGGAUGAAGGUGUCAGUGGAGUAGGACAUUUCACUCGCAGCGGAAGGUGUUAUUCUCCCGAGACGGUUGAACCAAAGAAGAAAGUUGCUGGCUCGAGCCAAAAAGGAAAAGCACCAAUGUAUGAGGUUGAGGAUGAUGUUGAAACACAGCUUGAGCAAGAAGUUAAAAAGGCUGUGAAUGAGGAGGAAGCACAUGAGUUCUUAAAGUGGGCAAAUAAUCUAAAUGUAGAUAAUUUCAUCUCUUUUAGUGAUGACGAAAUACCGCUAAAUGGUAGGGGCUCCGUAAAAGCAUUGCACAUCACAACCAAUUGCAAAGGUUACAUAUUACCAAAUGUGCUCAUCGACAAUGGAUCUGCACUCAAUGUUAUGCCUUUGGCCACGCUUUCUAGGAUGCCGGUUGAUAUGUCCUAUCUGAGGCCUUGUUAUUCUAUAGUAAGGGCAUUUGAUGGGACACGACGAGAGGUCAUGGGAAAGAUAGAAAUUCCUCUAAAAGUGGGGCCAUGUGUAUAUGAUAUCGAGUUCCAGGUCAUGGACAUCACGCCUUCAUACAAUUGCCUUUUAGGAAGACAUUGGAUCCAUUCUGCUGGGGCAGUUCCUUCAUCUCACCAUCAGAAGGUAAAGUUCAUCAUGGAUAGCCGUUUGAUUACUGUCGAUGGUGAGAAAGACAUCGUCGCAUCUAUCUCUACAGAUGCACCCUACAUCGAAAUAAGUGAGGAUGCUGUAGAAUGUUCUUUUCGCUCCUUGGAAUUUAUCAAUGCUGCAUUUGUUGCUGAAGGGAAUAAAAUCCCCAUUCUCAAACUGUCGAUGAAUACCAAGAUGGGAAUUAAGCUGACUGUGGGAAGAGGAGCUCGAGCGAGGAAAGGUUUGAGAAAAUAUCAACAAGGGAUGAUUAGAGCUUUGAAACCAACGCACCACAAAGGUCGAUAUGGUUUGGGGUUCAAGCCAGAUAUACAUCAAAGAAGAAAACAAUUACAGAAAGAUUGA